Megalops cyprinoides (Indo-Pacific tarpon) is the source of this 5757-nucleotide messenger RNA. RefSeq names its product stereocilin. Lineage: Eukaryota; Metazoa; Chordata; Actinopteri; Elopiformes; Megalopidae. Bases 1 to 5757 code for a protein of 1918 amino acids. Gene Ontology annotation, biological process: cell-matrix adhesion. The transcript has 30 exons. The record is from RefSeq and is a predicted model, not a curated record. Gene Ontology annotation, cellular component: cell surface; stereocilium tip; kinocilium.
AUGGCCAAGCGGGGAGCGGCCGUGCUUCUCGUGCUGCUGGGCGUCCUACUCGGAAGAAUCCCAGCGGUCAGUGCAGGAAGUGAGAAAGCAGCCCAGAGAGAUGCAGUCCUGAAAGAGCUGGUUUCAAUUUGGCGGAAAGGAGGGGGGUGGUAUUCGCACAGAGAGCAGCCUAACCAAGCCAGUGCACAAGAUCAGAAAAUCCAUACUGCAGUGAGGAACAUCGUCGGGGGGCUCAAAACUCUGGGCCUCCUGCCUGCCAAGAGAAUAAGCCUGCCAUCUCUCAGCAAAUCCCUGGACAGGAACCGUCUCUCUGGUUUCCUUUACAAUAUUUCCAUGUACCUGCAGGGGGCGGCAGCGGAGUGGGAAGACGGGCCGCAGUUGACUGACGGGGAGCAGUUCUGGGAGAAACUGCUGUAUGCUCUCCUCCAGCCAGAAGGGGGCAGCACCUUUGGACAGUGGGAUGGGAAAAUUCCACCACCCAGGCCCAGUUUUAGGCUCCAAGAUUUCUUCUUGUCGCUCCGGGGCAGCCCGCACUGGGAUGGCUUUCUGGGACUGGUCCAAACCAUUCUCAGCCUCUCAGAAAGGCAGCCGCCCAGGCCGUUCCUUGCCUUCCUGUCACAGAACUGGAAGACCAUUAGUGCCCUGCUUGAGACUGUGCUGCAGGCUCUAGUCAGUGGAACAUAUGGGCAGGCCAGUGCAGGCCUGCAGGGCUUCAUCUGUGUUUUAAAGGGCCGCAACGACUGCGCCUUCAACACGGGCUGGCUGCAGCAGCUCAUGAGCUUUUUGGAAACGCGGAACUGGAAACCGAUGGUCAAUUUGCAUCCCGCGGGGGUGAACGGUGACCCGCAGGGAGGCUCCCCUUCUUUCGGGCGCUUCAAACCCUUCAGCAUGCUCCCCGGGGCUCUAAAGGAGGAGAACCUGUUCACCAAUCAGACGCAGCGUGACGCGGAGGAGCUGGGCGCCAUGCAGACCCUCCUCCUCCAGGCGCUGUCAAGGUCCACAGCCGGAGAACGGAUGGAGCCGGCGGUCGAGCCGAACCCCGCCCUCCUGCAGGGACUGGACGGCCUCAGACGGGGUCUCCUGCACAGAUUGGGCAGCUCUGUGUAUGGCAACCUCAGGAGGAAGGUGUCUCGCGUCACUGUGGCGUUGCUGGAUGAUGUCACCAGCCUGGUGGGCGUACCCCAUGCCAGUCGAUCAGGAAUGUGCUCUGUGGGUGACCUGAGGCAAUUAAUUCUGUGGGGAAUCAGGCAUAAUGUGACUUGGAACGCCCAGGCAUUGGGUUUCAGUGCACAGGGGCCCCCCAGCAGACCUCCCUUCAUGUCCUGCUCCACCUCUGGGGACGAGGGCAGGGCCUCCAGGCCUCCGCCUCGAGCUCGCAAAUCCAGGUCCCUCCUGCCUCACCUGCUGGCAGCGGGAGACAGGGAUCACCAAGAGGCGGGCUACCUGGCAUCUGCAGAGAUCCUGGAGGCGGCCUGCAACGACUCCAUCCCCGGGCUGACGGGCGUCUCCAACUUCACCGUCUUCCUUUACUGCAACCUGUUCGACGGGCACAGCGGCGCUCUGGACCCCGACGUGGGUCACGUCGGGCCGGACCUGCACAUCACGUGCUCCGACGCGGCCUGGUACCUCUCGGCGGCCGAGGACGACUUUAUGUGGGUGCACGUGUGCAGCGAGUUUUUCGCACACGAGUUCAACAACACCGUCUGUGCCAACUCGUCCUUCUGGCUGCAGCGCGCCCACAAGGCCGCAGUGACUAAGGACUAUCAUUACUACAAUCAGUCCAGCAUUGAUGAGCUGUGCGUGCAGCUGUCUGCCGAUGCCCCCGGAGGCCCUGGCGCUGAUGCCAGCGAGGACUGCCUGGUGCAGCUGGGAGCCCGCUCCUUGAGCGCAGAGGUGUUCAGAAGGUGCUUUCUGCCCAGCAACGUGGCCCUCAUCACGGCCCUGUGCGGGAACGAGUCCUCUCCCUUGCCCCAGGAGGGGAGCUGGGCGGCAGAGUACUGCUCCAAAGUUCUCCACAACUCCUCCCGUGUCAACCUCAGCGCCACGGAGACGUGCGACUACAAGAAGUGGGCGGCGGAGUCUUUUGCCAACUCGACCCUCCUGGAGCUCUGCAGGGACAGGGAGGGGUUGUGGGAUCACGUCUGCCGCAAUGCCACCUUCUACCGCCGGCUGGCUGCGACCAACCCCUUGCUGCUGGACUUCUGCACCACGCAGGGAGCCAAGCCGGAGGGCGCCAAGUGCCUCCUCCAGCGGGUUUUCGACAUGCUGCCCGCCCCUUACGACUUUGACACCUCCCAGCUGUGUGUGAACCCCGCCCCCUUCCUGCUGGAGGCGCUGUAUAAGCUGAGUCAGUGCGAGGGGCCUGUAGAUGAGCGUGUGGGCUGGCUCGGCACGGUCAGCUAUGUGCUGCGUGUUCUGGACUUCGUGGUGGGGCUGUCUGCCGGGCUGGAGGAGGGCGAGAGCGAGGUGCGGCAGGGGCUCGGCCAGGCCAUCCUGCUCUCCAGUCUCCUUGACAACGCCUCUUUCUGGGCCACCCUUCGGCCCAACGCAUCUCUGAGCGUGCUCCAAACGGUGGCCAUCUUCCUUAGGAAGGAGCAGAACCCAUCUCUCAAGGAGGAUCUCCUGAGCUGCUUCAGCCCUGUACUGUGGGACCUAAUCCAGAGAGAAGACAACUCCUCUGCCCUCAGAGUCCUCCUCCAGGAGUACCUUCAGAUGCCCAGAGAGAGCAUUCGCACUAUGCUGAUGUCAGCAGAAAAAGAUGCGGUGAAAAGGUUCCUGUCGCACAUGCAUCAGAGCUGGGACCAGCUGCAGGUGGAAACUACACAGGUAUCUCAGCAGGAACAGCAGGCCAUGGAGACAAUGACCGCCGCCUUCAUCCACAAGUUCCCACGCGUCACCCCCGACCUCUUCGUCGACCUCUCUCAGUUCAUCCCCUUCAUGUCUGUCUCUGAUAUCAUGAGCUUCCCAGCCUCCUUGAUGGCCAAUGACAGUGUGUUGAUGGCUAUCCGUGACCACAGCUCCGACAUGAAGUCUCAACAGAAGAGGGCUUUUGUCAAGAGGCUCCUGCAGUCUCAUGCACUGGGAGAGGUCCCCUCCUGGCCACCGUACUUCCUGAGUUCCAUCCUGCCCUUGCUCCCACACUUACCCAUCUGCCACUUCCAGCAGCUCACAUCGCAGCAGCUCAGCCCCCUGGUGGAGGUGUUGGGGAACAGCAGCUUGGAAUCCAUAAGGGGGCGCCACAUCCUCCGCACAGUCUUCACCAAGAAGAUGAACCUUACCAGCAAUGAUCUUUUGAGGCUUGGGGUUUUAUUGUGUUACCUGAGCCCAGAGGAUGUGCAUGUGCUUCUGUCAACCUCCCCACUCUCACAAGUUCUAUGGCAGCGUCUGGCGCUGUGUGUAACUGAAGGCCUCACCAGUGCCUCUGGCAGGCUGUCUCAUUGGCUCAUUCUGGCUGUGAGGGCCCUGAACAGCAGCGCCCUGAGCUCACCAGCACUGACAUCACUACGCGGGCUUCUUCCCCAGCUAGGAGCCUCCUUCCUGCAGCCGCUCCCCUUGCCCCAAGUCCUGGACCUCCUCUCUCAGCCUGGCCUGUCCAGGUAUCCCCCUGCGCAGGCUUUCCAAGUAUUAUCCAGGAUUACACAACAUACAAAUCUCAGCAUGGAUACAUUGUGCCAGCUGAAGCCUGUGCUCCUGGGUUUGUCUCCCGAUGUCCUGAGGGCCCUGUCUGUGUCCGAGCCCGGGGACACGUCCUUCUGUCGGUGUUGGAGCCCCCUGCUGGCCGAGCUGCGCCCCGCACACAGAGCCCUGCUGUAUGGCGCUCUACAGCAGGCCUUGGACGCAAACGCGGUGAACAUGACCUCGCAGAUGUGGUGCCUUCUGCCUUUCGUGUCCCUGAGGAAACUAACGUCAGAAUUAGACGGAGCCGCAGUCCUGAGAGACCUCACGCUCUACAAACACCUGCCCUGGUCCCCCCAGCAGGCUCAGUUACUUUUCAAGAAGAUCCUUCAGACCGAAAACAUCACAAGAGAAACUGUUGAAAGCCUGGGCCGCAUUGCUGGUGGCAUGAGCUGUGACUGGCUGCGGCUCUGGGCCAAUGAGUCGGACUUCUCUGAGCUGCUGCGAUUCGUCAGUGAGCUGCCAGGAGAAAUGCGGCCAGCUCUGAGAAAAUGUGUCAUUGAGGAGCUUCAGAAAAGACCCGAGACGGAUCUGAACGUUCUCUCCCCGUCAUUCUCUGCAGGAUUACCGGUGAAGAUGAUUGAGAGUCUCUCCAAUGUUUCGCUUGUAGCGGUUGUGGACUUCGUCAGGCAGAACUUCACCUACUUCCUGCGGCUGCCCCGGCACAAGCAGACAGCCCUGGCUGAACAGGCGCUCUCUGUCCUGGGCAUCGCCCAGGAGGAGGGCAUCUUUGGGACAGCUCUCGACCUCUUGGGUCCCCUCCUGCCGUUCCUGGACAGGGAGACGCUUGGGCAGGUGGACCGAGAGGCUCUGAGACUGCGCCUGGAGGACCUAAAGGGGUACUGCUUGCCUCAGGACGUCCUGACGGAGAUUGCCAGGGUGCUUACGGACAGGGGCUUGUUUGGUGAGCCUUCCUCCUGGACUGUGGGGGAGGUAGAACAUGCCAGCAGGCUAGUGUUUGCUCUUUCACCUCAGCAGAUCGCCUCACUCCCCCUGGACGUUCUUGGCCCCGAGACUGUGGAGCAGAUCCUGCAGGGCCAGAGGAGCUGGGAGGACAGUGAAGUGGGCGGGGCGUGUCGGCGCAUGCAGGGGCUGAGGGAGAAGAGCGAGAGUCUGCUGCGUGGGGUUGUCCGGAGGAGGGGCCGGAGGAGGAGAGAACCCAUCCCGAGCUGCGCAGACAUCAAGGGGACGUUCCCGUCGGCGUGGAGGGCGGCCCAGCUGGGACGGAUGGGGGAGGGCGAGCUGGAGCAGUGCGCGGAGGAUCUGGGUCAGGACGGGUCCCUCAGCCCCGAGCAGCGGCGGACGCUGUGGUCCAAACUCAGACGGUCUUACGCUCCAGUGAAAGCCCUGAGGCCGGAGCAGAUCCUGGAGCUGGGCUGCAUCGUGACUGAGAUGAGCGAAAGGGAGCUGCAGGAGGCUAACCUGACCAACCUGGGGGUGGUGGCCCAUCUGGGGGCGCUGACAGAGUGGAACCCAAAGAAGAUGAGAGCAGCCGUGCUGAGCUUCCUGCGCAGAAGCAGGCGGAAGCCGCAGGAGCUCGGAGGGACGGAGAUGGCAUCUCUCGGGCAUCUGCUCUGUGGUCUCACCUCCGCUGAAAUCCAGCGCCUGGACCCCUACCAGCUCAGCCUGGCCGUCCUGUUCCUGAGGGAUCUCGCCCUGCCGUGCACUGAGCAGCAGCUGGAGGCCCUGACCGCCUGGCUCUCCCACCCCCUGGCCUUCGGGCCGGUCAGCAGCUGGGGCCCCGAGGUCUUCACGGAGAUUGGAACGUUAGCAGCGGGGCUACCGGACAUGGUGCUCUCUGCUCUGGUGAAGGAACAGAUGGAGGGUCUGACACCUGCAGCUAUCGCCCUGAUUCCCCCCAGCAAGCUGGCGGUGGUGUUUAGCGUAACCCAGCUAUCUUGGCUCAGCCUGGAGCAGGCCUCCGCCGUGACGGAGGAACAGUGGACCGAGCUGGGCAGCGAGCAGAGACAGGCCGUGGUGCGCGCGCUGUACGAGGGGGAAGUCAUUCAGGAGCACAGGGGGAGAAACUGGGCCCCUUCGAUGUGGUCGGCAGAGAGCCUCUCUAUAAAGCGCAGCACCUAG